CACAUGGCAAUGGUGGCGGCCGGCAGUGCACGCGGCGGCGGGUGGUGGUAGUGGCAGCUGCCGGUGGCGGUCGGAGUCCCGCGGGAUAGCUCCUUCCUUCUCCCCCUCUCUCCGUCCUGGGGCUGCAGAGCUCGGUGAAAAUGAAGGCCAGGAAAAGAGGGAGAUUCAGAUCUUCUUUUAAGUUGAAAGAAAAAGGCAUUGAAGUACUAGGACAAUGGAAAACUGUGCAAAUCGACCCAAAUCUAUUUGCUGAAGAGGAGUUUAAAAAUAUAGUAUGUUUGGAGGAACUUACAGACUACAGGCAAGUAAGUUCUUCCAAAGUGGGAAAAGUAAAAGAGAAGAGAAAGGCUGAGAGUGUUUCAGAAGAAGGUAAUGAGGAGGAGGAAGAACCUGUCAUCCCUCCCAAAAAGAAGAAGAAAACCAAAGAUUUGAGAAGCAAGAUGGAUGAAAGUGAUGAUGCUACCGCAGCAGAAUUUGGUGUGCCAGUUGAUAAAGAGGCAAAGCAUAACAAAACAAUCAAAUUGGUAGAUGAUGAUGACCAUGGACAUCUGGCAGAGAAUAUGUCAAGCACAAAAGAUGCUCCAAAGAAAAAGAAAAAGAACGUAGCCAAAAAUAAGGCUUCUCAAGCUCAGCAAGCUCUUUCCUUGGUACCUACUUCUAAAAAAGUUAAAAACUGGACAACAGAAGUUUUGUCUGCUUCAGCUGAUCGCAAAGCAGAUGUGUCUGCAUGGAAAGACCUCUUUGUGCCUGAACCAGUGUUGCAGGCCUUGAGUUACCUGGGGUUUAGUGCUCCAACUCCUAUUCAGGCCUUAGCCUUGCCUUCUGCCAUCCGGGAUAAUAUGGAUGUUCUUGGUGCUGCAGAAACAGGAAGCGGCAAAACGCUUGCAUUUGCAAUUCCAAUGAUUCAUUCUGUGCUGCAGUGGCAAAAAUCAAAUAGCUCAACAACCAGAAAUGACAGUGUUUCUAAAGACUCUCAUCAGCAUCAUGAUGAAACGAGCUGGGAAAAUGAGAAUGAGGCAGAAAAACUAACCCAUCAGCAUGCUGAAGAUGGUGGAGAUGAAGAUGAUGCAUCUUUCACAACAGGUUGUGUGAAGGUGCUGGAAAAUUUUGAAUUUGAUUCGGGUGACGAGACUCAUACUGUUGAUUACCAUAAGAAGAGGCCACUUUUAGGACUGGUCCUUACGCCCACAAGAGAAUUAGCUGUACAAGUAAAACACCACAUUGACGCAGUUGCAAAGUUUACAGGCAUUAAGACUGCAAUUAUAGUUGGAGGCAUGGCUGCACAGAAGCAAGAACGUGUGCUGAAUCGAAAGCCAGAAAUUGUAAUUGCAACCCCAGGCCGCCUGUGGGAGUUAGUUAAAGAGAGACAUCCACAUCUUUCAAAUCUUCGGCAGCUCAGGUGCCUUGUGAUUGAUGAAGCAGACAGAAUGGUUGAGAAAGGUCACUUCUUAGAGCUGUCUCAGUUGCUGGAAAUCUUAAAUGAUUCACAGUAUAACCCUCAGCGACAGACUUUUGUUUUUUCUGCCACUUUGACCUUAGUCCAUUUGACUCCCACAAGAGUUUUACAGAAGAAGAAUGCCAAAAAGAUGGACAAGAAGACCAAACUAGAAUUGUUAAUGGAAAAAAUAGGAAUAAAGGGCAAACCCAAAGUAAUAGACUUAACAAGAAAAGAGGCUACUGUUGAGACACUGACAGAAACCAGAAUCCACUGUAAUACAAAUGAGAAGGACUAUUAUCUGUAUUAUUUUCUUCUUCAGUAUCCAGGAAGAACCAUGGUCUUUGCGAACAGCAUAGACUGUGUGAAACGCCUCAGUUCUCUCCUCACAAUCUUAAAUUGUGAUCCUCUUCCUUUGCACGCCAAUAUGCACCAAAAGCAAAGGCUGAAAAACCUGGAAAGGUUUGCUGAGCGAGAGAGCUGUGUCCUCCUGACAACAGAUGUUGCAGCUCGCGGCCUUGAUAUUCCCAAUGUGCAGCAUGUCAUCCACUACCAGGUCCCUCGUACUUCUGAGCUGUAUGUGCACCGAAGCGGCAGGACAGCUCGAGCUGCCAAUGAAGGCCUCAGCCUGCUGCUUAUUGGCCCAGAUGACUUAAUCAAUUUUAGGAAAAUCUAUAAGACAUUGGAGAAAAGUGAAGAACUGCCAUUUUUCCCAGUUGAAACUAAGUGCAUGACUUCUAUCAAGGAGCGGGUGAAUUUGGCAUGGCAGAUUGAGAAGGCAGAAUUUUUCAACAGUCGUGCAAAGCAACACAACUCUUGGCUCCAGCAAGCUGCAGAGGCUCUUGAGAUUGAUCUUGAUGAUGACAUGCUUAUGGGAAGAAAAACUAGUGAAGAAGAAGAAAGCCAGAAGCAAAAGAUGUUGAAGGGGAUGAAAAAACAAUUAAAACAUGCAUUGUCCCAGCCACUGUUUAAAGUUCUUAUGAAAACCAAGUACCCAACACAGUCUGGAAAACUACUUCUGCCUCAGACAUCAGUGAGCAUUUCAGAAUCUGCUCUGGGUACCGUGUCCAAACAAAAAGCCAAGAAGAAGAAAUCAAUAAAAUUAAUUUAGGUAACUGAGUGGGAUCACUUAGUGUGAUGGAAGCAAGGACAAUCCUUAUCAAGGCUGUCAGUGCUUAUGGAGGAACUCACCUGAAAGACACGUAGUAUCAGAGGAUAUUGCCUGUGUCUUGGUUGUGCAGGCACAAAGCAAAAUGUUGACUUAAAGGGCUCUGUUAACAUGCAGGUGGUUACAGUUGAAUCUUAUCUUGAAUCCUGUUUUCUUUUUUUUUU
Messenger RNA from Melopsittacus undulatus (budgerigar), 2767 nucleotides. It is a transcript of the gene DDX24, whose product is annotated as DEAD-box helicase 24. NCBI's taxonomy places the organism in Eukaryota, Metazoa, Chordata, Aves, Psittaciformes, Psittaculidae. The transcript has 9 exons. Gene Ontology annotation, molecular function: nucleic acid binding; ATP binding; RNA helicase activity. Bases 141 to 2546 code for a protein of 801 amino acids. The record is from RefSeq and is a predicted model, not a curated record. Gene Ontology annotation, cellular component: nucleolus.